CAUGGGGCUCCCCGCUUUGCUCCCCUCUGAAUGAAAGUAUCCCAUUUUAAUGAAGCAGUGAGGCAUCUUUCAGUCAUAGGAUCUUCGUUCUGUGGCGGGCUGUUCGUAGUGAGCCAUCUCGCACUCGGAGGAUCUCAGGUUAUUGCUGGGAUGGCAGCAGGCAGCGUGUGGAGGUCACUGGUGAGCCAGGUGAUGGGCGGAGCCAACAGGAGGCCAGCUGUCUCUUCCUUCUCCAGAGGGAUACAGACGGUGACGCUGAUUCCAGGAGACGGCAUCGGCCCAGAGAUUUCUGCUGCCGUGGUCAAGAUCUUUGACGCUGCUAAGGCUCCGGUCCAGUGGGAGGAGAGGAACGUGACGGCCAUCAAGGGACCCGGAGGGAAGUGGAUGAUCCCUGCAGAUGCCCAUGUCCGCAGCAAGAUCGGCCUGAAAGGUCCUCUGAAGACACCCAUCGCUGCCGGUCAUCCGUCCAUGAACCUGCUGCUCAGGAAGACCUUUGACCUCUACGCCAACGUGCGUCCCUGCGUCUCCAUCGAGGGCUACAGGACGCCGUACACAGACGUGGACCUGGUCACCAUCCGGGAGAACACGGAGGGCGAGUACAGCGGCAUCGAACACGUGAUCGUGGACGGCGUCGUUCAGAGCAUCAAGCUGAUCACGGAGGACGCCAGCAGACGCAUCGCGGAGUACGCCUUUGAGUACGCCCGGAACAACCAGAGGAGCAGCGUGACGGCCGUCCACAAGGCCAACAUCAUGCGCAUGUCGGACGGGCUGUUCCUCAGGAAGUGCAGGGAGGUGGCGGAGAACUUCAAGGACGUGAAGUUCACAGAGAUGUACCUGGACACCGUGUGCCUCAAUAUGGUUCAGGACCCGACCCAGUUCGAUGUCCUGGUCAUGCCCAAUCUGUAUGGAGACAUCCUCAGUGACCUGUGUGCUGGUCUGAUUGGGGGACUAGGAGUCACUCCCAGCGGGAACAUCGGCGCCAACGGAGUCGCCAUCUUUGAGUCGGUGCACGGAACCGCCCCGGACAUCGCGGGCCUGGACCUGGCCAACCCGACCGCCCUGCUGCUCAGCGGCGUCAUGAUGCUGCGCCACAUGGGGCUGCACCAACACGCCGCCAAGAUCCAGACGGCGUGCUUCGACACCAUCAAGGAGAAGAAGGUGCUGACCAAGGAUUUGGGAGGAAACUCCAAGUGCUCCGAGUUCACAGCGGAAAUCUGCCGUCGAGUUCAGGACCUGGACUGAGACCAGAGGGCAAAGGGCGUGGCUCCCUGACCCUCCGAGGGGGCGGGGCUCCCUGACCCCUCCCUGACCCCUCCGAGGGGGCGGGGCCUUCCCUGACCCCUCCGAGGGGGCGGGGCUCCCUGACCCCUCCCUGACCCCUCGGAGGGGGCGGGGCUCCCUGAAACAUUCACAUCUGGCAUGACGCACAAAUUAAACGUGACCAUGAAAGAAACUCAACCAAAUAUCUUAUCGAUGACAUCAGCUCGUCUCUGUUGCCUAGUAACAGUUUUUAACUUUGGUCAAGUGUCUUAUUUAUUGUUUCUACUUCCUGUUCUGUUCAUUUUCUGCCUGCAGAACCACAAAUAUAAACGGUUCAUUCAG
This is a messenger RNA of Poeciliopsis prolifica (blackstripe livebearer), 1602 nucleotides long. RefSeq names its product isocitrate dehydrogenase [NAD] subunit alpha, mitochondrial-like. Gene Ontology annotation, biological process: tricarboxylic acid cycle; isocitrate metabolic process. NCBI's taxonomy places the organism in Eukaryota, Metazoa, Chordata, Actinopteri, Cyprinodontiformes, Poeciliidae. Gene Ontology annotation, cellular component: mitochondrion. Gene Ontology annotation, molecular function: NAD binding; isocitrate dehydrogenase (NAD+) activity; magnesium ion binding. The record is from RefSeq and is a predicted model, not a curated record.